Molecule: messenger RNA, 2160 nt
Organism: Kuraishia capsulata CBS 1993
Lineage: Eukaryota; Fungi; Ascomycota; Pichiomycetes; Pichiales; Pichiaceae
Exons: 1
Coding region: 1-2160 (719 amino acids)
Biological process (GO): ribosomal large subunit biogenesis
Cellular component (GO): nucleoplasm; Noc1p-Noc2p complex; Noc2p-Noc3p complex
Source: RefSeq, a predicted model, not a curated record
AUGGGUAAAGUUUCAAAGAAAACAAAGAAGUUCCAGUCUAAGCACUUAGACAGGACUAUCAAGCACAGAAGAGAAGUGCAGAAACACAACAAGCUCACUUCCAAGGGAAAGGGAAAAUCAGCCUCUGCUGCGUACGCCGCCAACUCUGACACCAAAGAAAGCAAGGCAAAGAAUGGCUACGAUGCCAUGAACGUGGAAGAGUUUUUUGAAGGUGGAUUUGAGGUACCAAAGGCUUCCACUAAAAAGGGCUCGAAAUCAAAGUUAUCGAAGAAAGAAUCUGAGUCUGAGUCUGAUUCUGACUCUAAGUCCAAUUCUGAGUCCGAUUCUGAGUCCGAAUCAGAGGUGGAAGUUGGAGCUGGAUCUGAUGGCGGAUCUGGAUCCGAGUCAGACGAAGGUGAUUUGGAGAAUGACAUGAAAAACCUGGCGGAAAAGGAUCCGGAGUUCUUCAAAUAUUUGCAAGAAAACGACAAAGAAUUAUUAGACUUCAAGCCAGUGAACCCAUUGGAUGCCAUGAGCGAGGACGAAGACGAAGACGAAGAUGAAGCUUCCAACCCUGUCCACGAACAAGACGAAGAUGAAGAACCAGAAGUCAAGAGAAUUGAGGUGACGAUGAAAAUGGUCAAAGACUGGAGUGACCAACUCUCUAAUAAACCAUCCGUCGCUACACUUAAGAACGUGGUCAUCGCAUUUAAGUCUGCCGUGAACAUCAACUCCGACAACGACUACAAAUACUCUGUUACCGGCGAGAAGGUUUUCAACCAGCUUAUGAUAUUGGUGCUCAAGAAGUUCCCCUUUGCCGUUCAAAGGAUCGUUCCAUACAAAAAAUCAGGUGAAACCAGAGUUCUGCCUUCCUCGAACAAAAAAUUGGCUGGUGUCUCCUCUGUGCUGAAGAGUCAUGCAGGCUCACUGAUUACUCUGCUCACAGACAUCACCAACACUGAGACUGCUGCCUUGGUUCUUUCCUCUUUGCAGGAGCUUUUGCCUUUCUACAUCUCCAGGAGAAAGUUGCUAAAGCAGAUGCUGGUUGCCGUCAUCAAUGUGUGGAGUUCCACCAACGAUGUCGACACCCAAAUCGCGACAUUUGCAUUCAUCAACAACACAGCCCAUGAAUUCCCCAAGGCCACUCUGGAAAUCUGCUUGAAGACCACCUACUCCACUUUUGUGAAAAGAUGCAGAGUCACCAAUGUGCACACACUUCCGAUGAUUAACUUCCAGAAGAACUCCGCUGUCGAACUGUUCAAGAUCGACCACACACUCUCCUACCAGAUCGGUUUCGAAUAUAUAAGACAAUUGGCUAUUCACUUGAAGACCUGUCUCAACAAUGCCACUGAGGCUAACCAGAAGUUAGUUUACAAUUGGCAGUUCUGCCACUCUCUUGAUUUCUGGUCGAGAGUGCUGGCUGCUCAUGCUAACAACGGUGAUUCAAAGAAGGAGUCUCCAUUGACUCAACUGAUCUACCCACUGGUCCAGGUCACUUUGGGUACCAUCAGAUUGAUCCCAACGGCUCAGUUCUUUCCUUUGAGAUUUUACCUCAUCAGGUCGUUGAUCAGAAUCUCGCAAGCUACUGGAGUCUUCAUUCCAAUCUUCCCAUUGCUUUCGGAGAUCUUGAAUUCCACCAUCAUCACCAAAAAUCCACACGCCUCGAACCUCCCGGCAGUUGACUUCGAGUACGCCAUCAAGGUCAACCAGGCUUACCUGCACACCAAGGUAUACCAGGACGGUGUCUGCGAACAGUUUGUGGAAAUUGCAUCUGAAUUUUUCGUGCUGUACUCUAAGAAUAUUGCCUUUCCAGAGCUCGCUGCGCCUGCCCUUAUCCACCUCAGAAGAUUUGUGAAGAAGAGCAGAAACGUCAGGUUCAACAAACAGCUCUCAAACCUCAUUGAAAAGUUGAACCAGAACGUCAAGUUCAUCACUGACAAGAGGGCCAAGGUGGAGUUUGGACCAAGCAACAGAGUUGAGGUCAACACCUUCCUGCAAGAUCUAGACUGGGAGAAGACCCCAUUGGGUGCCUAUGUCGAAGUCCAGAGAAGAGUGAAGGACGAGAGGACGAGACUGAUGAGAGAGUCCAUUCUGGCCGAGGAAGAGGAACGUAAAGCCCAGAAGAAUGCUGAAAUGGACCUGGAAGAGAACUCUACCACUGAGGAACUUGACGAGGAAUAA